This is a messenger RNA of Nicotiana tabacum (common tobacco), 657 nucleotides long. NCBI's taxonomy places the organism in Eukaryota, Viridiplantae, Streptophyta, Magnoliopsida, Solanales, Solanaceae. The record is from RefSeq and is a predicted model, not a curated record.
AUGGAGCUCAAUCAUAAGCCAACUACUGUGGACUAUGACAACCAUGUUGGGAAUACAGAAGAUAAGCAAUUGGAAGAUGCAGAAAAAUACCAAAAACUUAUAGGAAAGCUGUUUUAUUUGACCAUUACAAGGCCAGAUAUAAGCUUUGGUGUGCAAGUAUUGAGUCAAUUUAUGCAGAAUCAUAAACAAUCACACUUAGAUGCAGCCUUAAGAGUGGUGAGAUAUAUCAAGGUAUCCCCAGGCUUGGAUUUACUGCUGAAGAAAGGAGAACCAAACAAUCUGACAAUGUUUUGUGACUCAGACUGGGCAGCAUGCCCAAAUACUAGGAGAUCAACUACGGAAUACAUUGUCAAACCAGGAGACUCUCCGUUGUCCUGGAAGUCUAAGAAGCAACAAACAAUCAGCAGAAGCUCAGUAGAAGCAGAAUAUAGGAGCACGGUUGCAGCAGUUGUAGUGACAAUUUGGAUGCGAACCAAACAUAUAGAAAUUGAUUGUCAUUUUGUGAGGGAAAGGAUCAAGACAAGACUGAUAACCACUGAGUAUGUGUCCACCAAGCAACAACUAGCAGAUUUGAUGAUCAAAGGUUUGGGAGCUGCACAACAUCAUCUAUUACUGUCUAAGCUGGGAGUGUUAGAUGUCUUCCACUCUCCAACUUGA